Cornus florida is the source of this 948-nucleotide messenger RNA. RefSeq lists its product as uncharacterized. The record is from RefSeq and is a predicted model, not a curated record. The transcript has a single exon. The coding region runs from base 1 to 948 and encodes 315 amino acids. Lineage: Eukaryota; Viridiplantae; Streptophyta; Magnoliopsida; Cornales; Cornaceae.
AUGCCCUCAAUUGAGAGUUUCGACGAAACUAAAGAUCCCAUCGACCACUUGGAGACUUUUCAAGCACUAAUUCAUUUACACGCGAUACCAGAUGAGAUCAUGUGCAGGGCUUUCCUAACAACUCUCAAAGGAUCAACACGAGUGUGGUUUAAUAAGCUGAAGCCAGGGACCAUCGAAACCUUUGAAGAAUUGAGUAAGCGUUUCAUGGGACACUUCAUUGCUGGCCAGAAGCAUAAAAGGCUUGCUACCUACCUUCUUACUGUAAAGCAGCAGAAAGGAGAGUCACUGCGAGACUACAUUGGUCGUUUCAAUACGGAAAUGUUGCAGGUGGAGGAAGCGGAUGACAAGGUGGCUUUAGCCGCCUUUAUGGGGGGACUCCAAACCUCGAGAUUUCUCUUCUCUUUAUCAGAAGAACCCCCUACCAGCAUGGCCGAGUUACUGGUUCGAGCUAAAAAACAUAUGAAUGCUGAAGAUGCAAUGAUGGUAAGAAAGGGGAAAGAAGGGGAUGAUAAAAAGGCAGACAAGAAAAGGCCGGCUCUAAUAACCAAAGAUGAAAAGGAAACCAAGUAUAAGAAACCUAUGAUCAACCAGAAUGAAAGGGCAUCUCGCUAUAAGAGCGCGGAGAGAUAUACAAAUUACACUCCUUUAAAUAUGCCAAUAGAUCAAGUUUUUCUACAGAUCCAGGAUGAACCAUAUCUGAAGUGGCCACCAAAAUUGAAGUCAAACCCGGCGAGGAGACUUCGUGAUAAGUACUGUAGGUUCCAUAAAGACCAUGGGCACGCCACAGAGGAUUGCUUCGACCUCAAGGAUCAGAUUGAGACUUUGAUCCGAAGGGGCACAUGCGAAAAUUUGUUAUGGGGAAUGACAGAACCGACGUUAAUCUACCAAGAGCAAGCCGAGAUAACCACCUCCCUGAUCAACAACCAAUGGGAGAAAUUAGGGUCAUAG